UGAAUGCAGGGUCCGGGGAGACUAGAUAUAGUGAAUACAGGGUUCGGGGAGACCAGAUAUAGUGAAUGCAUUGUCCUGGGAGACCAGAUAUAGUGAAUGCAGGGUCCGGGGAGAGCAGAUAUAGUGAAUGCAGGGAAUCCCAGGGAGACCAGAUAUAGUGAAUGCAGGGUCCAGGGUCCUGGGAGACCAGAUAUAGUGAAUGCAGGGUCCGGGUAUAGUGAAUGCUGGGUCAGUAGACCAGAUAUAGUGAAUGCAGGGUCCCAGGGAGUCCAGACCAGAUAGUGAAUGCAGGGUUCGGGUCCGGGGAGACCAGAUAUAGUGAAUGCAUGGUCCCGGGUUUAGUAACACUCUAAGCUGUAAAGGCAGCUGGACAGAGUUGUAUGCAUGCUACGGGGUGGACUGACAACUCAUAGGGCCCCGGGCAAUAAGGGAUCAUGGGGCCCCUGUGUCC
Molecule: messenger RNA, 451 nt
Organism: Staurois parvus
Lineage: Eukaryota; Metazoa; Chordata; Amphibia; Anura; Ranidae
Source: the annotation of a GenBank genome assembly